This is a messenger RNA of Drosophila rhopaloa, 1193 nucleotides long. RefSeq lists its product as uncharacterized. The coding region runs from base 166 to 1092 and encodes 308 amino acids. The record is from RefSeq and is a predicted model, not a curated record. The transcript has a single exon. Lineage: Eukaryota; Metazoa; Arthropoda; Insecta; Diptera; Drosophilidae.
AGAAAGCGUUUGCUCAACAGUUCGGUCACUUCACUCCUAAAUCUUAAAUCAAAACAGAACAGAUAUAUACGACACACAACGAGAAAUUGGAACCAUAUAUAGAUCGUUUAAAGCUGUAUUUCUUUUUUUUUUUUAAUCUAAAUUUUCCACAAAACUUUGGCUAAGAUGAGCACUGAACCGAAUGGUGAACCUUGUGACAAGGAGGCAGUGAAAGUCGCGGAUCACAAUAGGUUGACUUUGGACCUGGCUUUGGCCAAUGUUGUGGAUCUGGCCCGUCGUCUGAACUUGACCAGCGUGGAGGGUUAUGAAUGCUUGGAGAUGGAAGAACCGGAUGGUCAUAAGUCAGGAGAUGACACCGAGCGUGCUCCGUCUGUGCAGACUGGGUGUGGAAGACCUUCUCCGAAACAAAAGCCUGGAUCCGUAGGCCAACGUGCCACGCCCAAGGGUUCCCGAUUCCGCAAGACGGAGGCGCACUCCCGGACACCACGUGGCGUCCAGUGUUUGACCGCCCAUCUGCCGGUUCCACCGCCACCACCACCACCCUCUCCUCGAUCCCCACAGGCCCGGGGACUUUGUUUGGCCCUGGAGCGGUCCGAGGACAUCUUGAUACAGUAUGGCAAAACGGACGAACUGCUGGAGAAACUACUUUAUGAGGCCAAGGCCAUCGAUCGCCAGGUGAUCCUCCAGAAUCGGUUGCAACGGGAUGUGGAGAUGAUCCGCAGCCUGGAGUCGGAGUUCAGUGGGAGAUCCAUGUUAUAUUUAACCGAGGCCAUUCGAGCCGACUGCGAGAGUCUGCAUGUCAAGGAGCUCCGGCAACGAUGCAUUGGCACUUUGAAACGCCACGAGGAACGGCUCAUGGAGCUGGAACUGGACUUCGAAAAGGCUCAGGACGAUGGCAACGGCAAGGGCACCCAAACCGAUGUCUAUGCAUAUCAGGAUAUAAUCGUGCCAACACUGGUCGAAUUCGACUUGCUAACGGAUGAGCAGGAACCAGGACUCGAAGCAUGUAAAGGAAGCAAAUCGGGAGCAGGAGAUGGCCACCACGGGCAGCAGAAAAUCCAGGAUGAAAAUCAUUGCAAUAAAGAUAGCUAGUGUGUAAAACUAAUGAAUACAUUUAUCGUAAAUCGCUAGACAUAAACGUCCUUUUAAAACAUACUAAGCUAAAUUAAAAUAAACCAAAUUAAACUAAACCA